GUGGGAGACAAGGCUGGAGAGGGAGGAAGUUAUUGCAAUCUCGGCAACGCUUAUCAAGGUCUAGGACAGUUCAAAACAGCCAUCCAGUACCAUCAACGUGAUCUAGAAAUUGCUAAAGAAGUGGGAGACAAGGCCGGAGAGGGAAUCAGUUAUGGCAAUCUCGGCAACGCUUAUCAAGGUCUAGGAAAGUUCAAAACAGCCAUCCAGUACCAUCAACGUCAUCUAGAAAUUGCUAAAGAAGUAGGAGACAAGGCUGGAGAGGGAAUCAGUUAUGGCAAUCUCGGCAACGCUUAUCAAGGUCUAGGACAGUUCAAAACAGCCAUCCAGUACCAUCAACGUCAUCUAGAAAUUGCUAAAGAAGUGGGAGACAAAGCCGGAGAGGGAAAAAGUUAUAGCGGUUUCGGCAACGCUUAUCGAGGUCUAGGACAGUUCAAAACAGCCAUCCAGUACCAUCAACGUCAUCUAGAAAUUGCUAAAGAAGUGAGAGACAAGGCCGGAGAGGGAAGAAGUUAUAGCGGUUUCGGCAACGCUUAUCGAGGUCUAGGACAGUUCAAAACAGCCAUCCAGUACCAUCAACGUGAUCUAGAAAUUGCUAAAGAAGUAGGAGACAAGGCCAGAGAGGGAAGAAGUUAUGGCAGUCUCGGCAAGGCUUAUCAAGGUCUGGGACACUUCAAAAGAGCCAUCCAGUACCAUCAACGUCACCUAGAAAUUGCUGAAGAAGUGGGAGACAAGGCCGGAGAGGGAAUCAGUUAUGGCAAUCUAGGCAACGCUUAUCACAGUCUAGGACAGUUCAAAACAGCCAUCCAGUACCAUGAACGUCAUCUAGAAAUUGCUAAGGAGGUGGGAGACAAGGCCGGAGAGGGAAUCAGUUAUGGCGGUUUCGGCAACGCUUAUCGAGGUCUAGGACAGUUCAAAACAGCCAUCCAGUACCAUCAACGUCAUCUAGAAAUUGCUAAAGAAGUGGGAGACAAGGCCGGAGAGGGAAUCAGUUAUAGCGGUUUCGGCAACGCUUAUCGAGGUCUAGGACAGUUCAAAACAGCCAUCCAGUACCAUCAACGUCAUCUAGAAAUUGCUAAAGAAGUGGGAGACAAGGCCGGAGAGGGAAGAAGUUAUUGCAAUCUCGGCAACGCUUAUCAAGGUCUAGGACAGUUCAAAACAGCCAUCCAGUACCAUCAACGUCAUCUAGAAAUUGCUAAAGAAGUGGGAGACAAGGCCGGAGAGGGAAUCAGUUAUAACAGUUUCGGCAACGCUUAUCGAGGUCUAGGACAGUUCAAAACAGCCAUCCAGUACCAUCAACGUCAUCUAGAAAUUUCAAGGCCGGAGACAGUUAUUAUUUCGGCAACGCUUAUCGAGGUCUAGGACAGUUCAAAAUAGCCAUCCAGUACCAUCAACGUCAUCUAGAAAUUGCUAAAGAAGUGGGAGACAAGGCUGGAGAGGGAAUCAGUUAUGGCAAUCUCGGCAACGCUUAUAAAGGUCUAGGACAGUUCAAAACAGCCAUCCAGUACCAUCAACGUCAUCUAGAAAUUGCUAAAGAAGUGGGAGACAAGGCCGGAGAGGGAAUCAGUUAUAGCAAUCUCGGCAACGCUUAUCAAGGUCUAGGACAGUUCAAAACAGCCAUCCAGUACCAUCAACGUCAUCUAGAAAUUGCUAAAGAAGUGGGAGACAAGGCCGGAGAGGGAAUCAGUUAUAGCGGUUUCGGCAACGCUUAUCGAGGUCUAGGACAGUUCAAAACAGCCAUCCAGUACCAUCAACGUCAUCUAGAAAUUGCUAAAGAAGUGGGAGACAAGGCCGGAGAGGGAAUCAGUUAUUGCAAUCUCGGCAACGCUUAUCAAGGUCUAGGACAGUUCAAAACAGCCAUCCAGUACCAUCAACGUCAUCUAGAAAUUGCUAAAGAAGUAGGAGACAAGGCCGGAGAGGGAAUCAGUUAUGGCAGUCUCGGCAACGCUUAUCGAGGUCUAGGACAGUUCAAAACAGCCAUCCAGUACCAUCAACGUCAUCUAGAAAUUGCUAAAGAAGUGGGAGACAAGGCCGGAGAGGGAAUCAGUUAUGGCAAUCUCGGCAACGCUUAUCACAGUCUAGGACAGUUCAAAACAGCCAUCCAGUACCAUCAACGUCAUCUAGAAAUUGCUAAAGAAGUGGGAGACAAGGCCGGAGAGGGAAUCAGUUAUAGCGGUUUCGGCAACGCUUAUCGAGGUCUAGGACAGUUCAAAAGAGCCAUCCAGUACCAUCAACGUCAUCUAGAAAUUGCUAAAGAAGUAGGAGACAAGGCCGGAGAGGGAAGAAGUUAUUGCAAUCUCGGCAACGCUUAUCAAGGUCUAGGACAGUUCAAAACAGCCAUCCAGUACCAUCAACGUCAUCUAGAAAUUGCUAAAGAAGUGGGAGACAAGGCCGGAGAGGGAAUCAGUUAUGGCAAUCUCGGCAACGUUUAUCACAGUCUAGGACAGUUCAAAACAGCCAUCCAGUACCAUCAACGUGAUCUAGAAAUUGCUAAAGAAGUAGGAGACAAGGCCGGAGAGGGAAUCAGUUAUUGCAAUCUCGGCAAUGUUUAUCAACGUCUAAGACAGUUCAAUACAGCCAUCCAAUACCAUCAACGUGGUCUAGAAAUUGCUAUAGAAGUGGGAAACAAGUAUGGAGAGGGAAUAAGUUAUUGCCUUCUCGGCAGGAUUCAUAAGGCUCAAAGAGAGUUUAAAACAGCUAUUGAAUGUUUUCAACGUCACCUAGAAAUAUCCAAAGAAGUGGGGGAUACGCCUGGAGAGGCUUGCUCACUCUGUUCCCUUGGAAGCAGUUUUGAGUGUCAAAGAAAUCUUAUGAUGGCCUUUGACUGCUAUUACUCGAGUGUAGAAUUGUAUGAUGAUAUCAGGGCCAGUCUUCAACUCAACGAUCAGUGGAAGGUUUGUUAUCGUAAUCAGCACCAAGCAGCCUACAAAGGUUUGUGGCGUAUAAAUCUCAAUCGAGGUCAAGUUGUGAAGGCUCUUCUUGCCACAGAGAAAGGACGUGCUCAAGCUCUAAGAGAUCUCAUGGUCACAAAAUAUCAGCCUGGCGAUUCUUUGACACCCAGCGCAUCCCGCAUUUCUCUGAGGUGGGUUCCAUUGAGCACAGUUUUCAUAGCUAUUAAUGGACCAUGCGUUUACUUCUGGGUUUGCCUCAGUGAAGAUAAUAUCCAGAUGAGAGAAGUGCACGUGAACAAAUACAAGUAUGAGGAUGAAUUGAAAUUUUUCAUCCAGUUACUGACCAAAACUGCUCUUAAGGAGAUCGGUACAAGAGGUACUGUUACCAUCGAAAAUCCUCCGCUUGACUCGCCGACAGAUGAUGAAGUGGCCAAUGACGUGAUCCGAGUUGAUGUGAGGCACUCCCAAUCAAGUGCUUUAAAGAAGCUGUAUGACAUCAUCGUUACUCCUAUUGCUGACCUGAUCGAAGGGAACGACGAGAUCACAUUCGUUCCUGAAGGUCCAUUUUGCCUUGUACCUUAUGCAGCGUUGCUGGACUCCAACUCAUCAUAUCUAAGUGAUUCUUUCAAAAUUCGUGUGCUUCCCUCUCUGACGACAUUGCAACUAAUUCAUGAUUGUACAGCUGACUUUCACAUGAAGACUGGUGCAUUGCUUGUCGGCGACCCAUGUUUCAAACAUAUCAUCUACGAGGGAACACUUUUGGUGCAACUUCCAGGCGCAAGGAAAGAAGUGGAGAUGAUCGGACGUUUCCUCAAUGUCUCCCCUCUCACUGGAGAAAUGGCAACAAAAGAUGAAGUGUUAAAACGAAUAUCAUCAGUGGCCUUAGUUCACAUAGCGGCGCACGGUAAAAUGGAAACUGGAGAAGUUAUCCUGGCACCAAACACCACAAGAGAUAACCCUCAGCCGCAAGAGAAAGACUAUCUACUGACGAUGAAAGAUGUCAUAGAAGCUGGGUUGCGAGCACGUCUGGUUGUACUUAGCUGCUGUCACACUGCUCGUGGGGAGGUGAUGGCCGAGGGUGUGGUCGGCAUGGCCCGUGCACUUUUGGGUGCCGGUGCCAGAUCUGUUGUGGUAACCUUGUGGGCGAUUGGCGACGAGGGAACCCUGGAGUUCAUGAGUUUCUUCUACUAUGAACUUGCCAAAGGCAAGAAGGCAAGCGAAGCUCUCAAUCAGGCCAUGAAGCGUAUGAGAGAAAUUGAAAAGUUCAAGGAGGUGAUUUACUGGGCACCAUUUGUACUCAUUGGUGACGAAGUCAGCCUGGAUUUCAAGGAGAUUUAG
Molecule: messenger RNA, 4226 nt
Organism: Pocillopora meandrina
Lineage: Eukaryota; Metazoa; Cnidaria; Anthozoa; Scleractinia; Pocilloporidae
Source: the annotation of a GenBank genome assembly